Ahaetulla prasina is the source of this 1700-nucleotide messenger RNA. RefSeq names its product palmitoyl-protein thioesterase 1 (gene PPT1). The coding region runs from base 30 to 968 and encodes 312 amino acids. Gene Ontology annotation, biological process: receptor-mediated endocytosis; protein depalmitoylation. The record is from RefSeq and is a predicted model, not a curated record. NCBI's taxonomy places the organism in Eukaryota, Metazoa, Chordata, Lepidosauria, Squamata, Colubridae. Gene Ontology annotation, cellular component: lysosome. The transcript is spliced from 9 exons. Gene Ontology annotation, molecular function: palmitoyl-(protein) hydrolase activity.
CGGGCGGCGGGUCACGUGAUCCUUGGAGGAUGGCGCCGGUCGGGAAGCUGCUGCUGCUCGCGGGGCUGCUGGUGCUGGGCGGGCUUGACCGUCGAAGCUCGGGGACCGCUGCCGGUCCGGUGCCGCUGGUCAUCUGGCACGGCAUGGGAGAUAGCUGUUGCAACCCCAUAAGCAUGGGAUAUAUUAAAAAAAUGGUAGAAGAGAAAAUCCCAGGAAUUUAUGUGCUGUCUCUGAAGAUCGGCAACACUUUAAUUGACGACAUGGAGAACAGCUUCUUCAUGAAUGUCAACGAUCAAGUCAAGCAAGUGUGUGACCAGCUUUCUAAAGAUCCUAAUCUUCAAGGGGGCUACAAUGCCAUGGGCUUUUCUCAGGGAGGGCAGUUCUUGAGAGCCGUGGUGCAAAGGUGUCCAUCUCCACCUAUGUUCAACCUGAUUUCCAUAGGAGGUCAACAACAAGGUGUGUUCGGUUUCCCACACUGCCCUGGGGAGAGCUCACAUAUCUGUGACUGGUUGAGAAAAGUGCUGAAUAUUGCUUACACAGAUAUGAUUCAGCAGCGUCUAGUCCAGGCACAAUACUGGCAUGAUCCGGUGAAUGAGAAGGAAUACCGCAGAAGGAGUCUCUUCUUGGCUGACAUAAACCAGGAGCGGGUCAUCAAUGAGACUUACAAGAAAAACCUGAUGACUCUGAAAAAAUUUGUGAUGGUGCGGUUUCUCAACGACACAAUGGUAGAUCCCCCGGCUUCUGAGUGGUUUGGUUACUACCGGAGCGGCCAGACUAAGGAGACCAUCCCUCUUCAAGAGACUACGCUCUACACAGAGGAUCGUUUGGGCCUGAAGGAAAUGGACCAAGCAGGGAAGCUGGUGUUCUUUCAGGCAGAAGGAGACCAUCUCCGGUUUACCAAAGAGUGGUUCUUCAAGAACAUAGUCCCAUUUCUAAGUGAUGCUGGUGAUGAGAAUCGGGCUGUUUGAGCGUAGGGUUUGGUGGCUGGAGAUGAUUUUCAUGGCAAGGUGGGGAUACGUCCCAGGGAGUGAUCUUGAAAGACAGGCUCUUUCUACUAAUCUGCUAGGCUAUUGUUCCGUUUCAGGAUUAACAGUUUAAUCACGUUCAACUGCAAGUAUUUAAACUUUUUUUCAAAACCCAACCUGGCCUUGUCUCCAGGACCUGCCUGCUGCAGAUGUUAAACAGCCGUCACCCGAUAGUAUGGUAUUUGUAUGCCACAAUGGAGCCGGUCACCAUUGCUGGGGGGGGGGAGGGUGUAACUGAUACCAUUCACACUGUGUAAAAUCCCCACUUCGGGUGCUUUUGAUACAAGUCACAUUUGACAGAGGGAUCACUUCUGUGGUUUUGUUGAAACGUCAGCCUAAAGAAAUUCAAAAGCACUGUAUAAGCCAUUGUGUAGUUGCUCUGAAUGGAGAAAUUGAAUAGGUUUAAAUAGGUUCUGCGUUCUGAAUGAGAUAUGGAGGGGGUGAGGUAUUUCCGCAGCUGAGAUUUUCCUCUGAAAACUGUGAGCUUUGAUGGGUGGAACGCAUCGUUGUCAAUGCUGGAAGGAAUUUUCCGAUAGAAAAGCCAUUGAUUAGCCUUCCCAAAACGGGGCAGAAGAUUUAAAAUAUGAUGUUGAAAUCAUGUUCAUUCAUACUUUCUUCAGUUUACAAGAAUAUUUUGCAACUUGACACAGUCUAAUAAACAAGUUUUAAUUUAAA